This is a messenger RNA of Mytilus californianus (California mussel), 10661 nucleotides long. RefSeq names its product leucine-rich repeat serine/threonine-protein kinase 1-like. The record is from RefSeq and is a predicted model, not a curated record. NCBI's taxonomy places the organism in Eukaryota, Metazoa, Mollusca, Bivalvia, Mytilida, Mytilidae. Gene Ontology annotation, molecular function: protein binding; ATP binding; protein kinase activity. Gene Ontology annotation, biological process: protein phosphorylation. The transcript is spliced from 30 exons. Bases 999 to 7514 code for a protein of 2171 amino acids.
GUUAGGUAUGUGUAUUUAACUCAUCCAGGAAGUAUAUAUGUCUUCCUACAAUGUACACACAUACCACAUUGAUUUCUGUUAAUAGCUGUUAUAAAAAGGUCAUUUUGAACAUAUAAAACCUGUGCAUGUGGUUGUUAAAAUAUUAAUUUAUAGAAAGAAUGUAAAUGACAGCUCUAUGUAUUGAGGUUAACUUUUUACUCUUUGCAAAGGAAUAAAUUGUGUUAUGUGAAUCAACAUUAUCAUAACAUCUUAGGAACAUGUGGUUUAUAUAGACACAGUUUUCAAGUUUUCAAGUUCAAGUUUGCAGAUGCAUGGAUCUUGUUUCUUAUAGAGAAAUUCUUUUAGGACAGCAUCUGAAAAUGAAAACACUGUUCAGACUAUGGAAUUUAAAAGCAAUCAAGGAAUUAUAUAAGCAGUUUUGUUUGUUUGAAAAAUAAAUUGUUUAUUGAGUAAUAUACUGGUAUAUAGACAUUGAAAUAGUUAAAAAGUGUAUAAUGAAAUGUGAUCUACAUGUGUAUUAAAACAGACAGAUGUUCAUGUAUUGAAAGACUCUUUCACGGUUUUAUAUAUAAUACCAUAAUUACUAAUGAAGUGACUAGUUGACCUAAUCUACAAAGACUUGGCCUGACAAUGUGAACUUUUAAUUUGACUUUGACUUAAGAUAUGCCUGGGAUAUAUGUGUAAUCAGUUGACAUAAACACCACUGAUAAUAUUUUAUGAUAUUUAAUUUUUGAUAAAAUAUUAACAAGACAUAAAAUGUCUGACCAACCAUUGGGUGGUGUGUUGAAAGGAAAGUAGAUUCAUCCUCUAUUAGCAAACAGGUUUGAAUAACAUUUGCAUGCAGGAUCAACUCAUUAUGUUUGUAAUCUAGUUAAAUAAUUGCAUGAUAAACUUUCUCUGAAGUGGCGAAGGACAUUUUGCAUGUUUUGGUUGAAGUGAGAAAUUUCUUUAAAGUUGUAAAUUUUUAUGUAUAUUUUUACUGAAUUACCCAAAAGAAAAUGGCUAGAUAUGCAGAAUUUACUAAAAGAGCAAGUCAGUGGAUCUACGAUAUGGUGAAUGUGACAGGUAUUAUAAGGUUGAUCAACUCUGGCAAUGCUGAAACCUUGGAAAAUGGACUGGUCAGUGUACUAGAUGAAUGGGAGGAAAGUGGAGAUGACAGGGAUAUCCUAACUGUACCGUUAUUUGAGGAUUUACCAUUACUUAAUUAUGCUUGUACCCUGGACGAUAUUUGUGUUGAUAUUGUGAUUGUGCUGAUUUCUAAUGGUUGUGAUGUAAACUUGCCUUCCAUAGAGGGCACUCCAUUACAAAUUAUUUCUAGAAACGGUAAUUACCAGUUGAUUAACAUUCUCUUAGAGAAUGGAGCUAUUCUGGAGACAGAAGAAGAUCCGAUAUUCUCAGAGAACUCUCCAUUUUACCUGGCAUCACUGUAUGGACACACAGAUGUUGUGAGAAGAUUGUUGAGCUAUCAGCCAAGUACGUCAACUUUUAAUUUUUCUCAGGAAAUGGUAAAAGAUGAUGGUGUAAGGAGUUGCCUGCUGUUUGCGGCUUGUAGGGGAGGUAAUCUUGAGAUUGUAAAAAUGUGGCUCAGUCCUUCCAUGGAUAUCAACCAUCCAAAGCUGUUUGUCAGUUCAUUAGAAGAUUGUGAAAAUGGUACACCCCUGUAUGCUGCUUGUUCAGGUGGUCAUUAUGAUGUGGCUAAAUUUUUAUAUGACAUGGGAGCAAACCUGACAGACAAAAUUUGUAGAGAAUUCCCAGAGAUAGCUGGCAGAAUUCUGGAGUCUUGUAUCAGUUUCAGGGACGAAGACUUCUGUGAUGAGGAUCAGGAGGCAGGGCACGUAGCCAAGUAUAGACAUCUAAGUCUAGGUGGUUUUAAUUAUGAUUGGGUGGCUGGGGUACAUAAUACAAUUGUUGAGCUGGACCUUAAUGAGAACAACUUGUCAACAUUGCCUCCAGAAAUACCAUGGUGCUUGCCUAACUUAGUUCAUUUGAAUCUUGCCCGUAACAAACUAGUCAAAUUAUCUUCACCUGAGGGUCAGAUACUGUGUGAUAGUUUAUCGGAAAUCCAGCUGGGAGAUAACAAGUUAGAAGACAUUUGCCACGAAGUAUUUCAGUUACAAUCUCUAGUCACUUUAAAUCUUUCUAAUAAUAAUCUGAAAUAUCUACUAAAGACACUUCAUUCACAGUAUCCAGUUGUUACUUCACAGACCACAGAUAGUUCAAGUUUUGUUCAGUGUCCAAAUUUGCACUACUUGAAUGUAUCCCAAAACAAGCUAGAAAUGUUACCACACGAAUAUAUCAGAAAAUGUUCUGGAUUAUCUACUCUAGAUGUUAGUCACAAUAGACUGGUAUCCUUUCCUAAUGCUUGGGACUGUAAUAUGGCUAUGUUAAAUCUUUCCCAUAAUGAGUUAGAUAGAUGUCCUGUCAGUUUGGAACAGUAUUGGUGUGGCACAUUGAGAACGUUACGGUUGAAUAAUAACAAACUGGAGGAAAUCAACGAAAGUGUUGUCAAAUUAGGUUGUUUAGUUGAGCUGUAUGCUAACUACAAUAAGAUAUCUAGACUUCCUGAUCCAGAUCAUUGGGAGUGCUCACAACUUUAUUUAAUGGAAUUAUCACAUAAUUGUUUGGGACCAAAACCUACUAAUAGUUUGAAACACUUUCUGUUUAAUGAAAGAAUUUCAGCAGUAUUAAACAAAAAGAAAGAAGAUCGACAUGUAGAGGAAGAUAACUAUUCUUUCCCACCUUUCUUAGGAAAUUGUUUACAUGACCUUGACCUCAGCCAUAACAACCUGAAUCAAGUUCAUUCGAGUGUUUCACAUCUAGUCUCAUUACAUCAUUUAGACAUAUCACAUAAUCCUGCCAUAAAGACAUUACCAAAGGAAUUGGGCAAAUUGAAGGUCACAUGUAUGAUUAAAAUGGAUGGUGUCAAUAUUACUGAUAUGAAGAAGCUGAUUGACACAGAUUGUGAUCAGCAACAGAGAUCAAAACAAAUAAUCUUAAGUUUGAGAAAUGAUCUGAGACAAUCUGAGAAGUAUUACAAAAUGAAACUUGUCAUUCUGGGAAAGAAGGACAAAGGAAAGACAACUCUUGCUGGAUUGUUGAAAGGUCAAACAUUGGGUAGUCACCAUUUACUUGGUGUACAACGACAUGACAUUGAACUUCCACCAAAGGGGACUCUAUUAAAACUCUUCAAGCACCAGGACUAUCCCACCAUAAAGUUUUCUCUAUGGGAUAUGAGUGGUGAUCCUACAGUGGCAGCUACCCAUCAUUGUUUCUACACGCCAAACUCACUUUACAUGUUAGUGUGGGAUUUAUGGUCCUUAGAGAAGGAACUGGACAAAAUCGGCCAGUAUCUUUACAGUAUUCAGGCAAGAAUGCCAAAUGCCAGUAUCUUGUUGGUUGCCACAUUCUUAGACAGAAACACCUUACCAACCAAACAACAAGAUGUCUUAAGGAUAAAACAGUUAUUACUGGACCGUUAUGGACCAGAAGGAGACCGGGCCAGUGGUUUAUCAUCUAGACUAGAUACUGACAGUUUUAUACCAGUGUCUUGUACAACAAAAGAAGGUAUAUCAGAACUGAAAGAAAAGCUGUAUGACCUUGCAACAAGGGUACCAGAUCCAAACAACAGACCUAACAAACUGCUGGGUAGGAGUAUACCAAAGAGUUACCUUUAUUUAGAGACAGCCAUGCAGGAAGUUUUGAAAACUAAAUUGAAUGAACACAGACAACCGUUUUUAGAACAUGAAGAGUUCCUUGAAAUUAUAAACAAAGUACCAAACAAUGAUCUUGAUUCUGCUGAAGAAAUUCGUCAAGUGACAAAGUUUUUAACAGAAAAUGGAACAAUCCUGCAUUUCAAUGAUCAGUUGAAAGGAUUAAAUAAUUUGUACUUUCUUGAUCCAACAUGGUUGUGUGAUGUCCUGUCUAAAGUCCUACUACAUGUAGUACAUGAUCCUAAUGUUAGAGGCGGAAAAAUAAGCAAGGUUGAAGUAAGAAGGAUAUUCAGUGAUGAUCCACGCUUUCCUGAUGAUUACGUAGACCAAUAUAUACAGUUAAUGGAACGAUUUGAAAUUGCUCUCAGUGUAGAUUUUGGUGGGAAAUUAUUUAUACCCUCCCAGCUAUCCAAGUACCCUGCCAUUGACCUGAACCGAUCUGAUGAACUAGGGUUAAAGGUUAUCAGACUUUACAAGAUGGCAUUCAUUCCCUCUGGAUUCUGGAGUCGACUUUUGUCACGGUUGAUGUAUAGAAUAGAACUACUAACAUCAGACUGGAUUCUAAAUAAAUCUCUUACUUCAUCUUUUACACCUGCAAAGUUCCAAAAAAUGUUGGAGAGACAGAGCUCAUCAUCCAGCGGAUUACAGAUCACAAAGAAAGAUAUGAUCUAUUGGGAAGAUGGUUUGUAUCUAGGACAUGAUUCUGGUUGUUUACUUGUGGAGGCGACAGUUGUUCCACAAGGCCAUGGCAUGGCUCCACACAGAGGUGUUUUGAUAACUGUACAAUCAACAAAGGGAGAUUACUCAAUCAUGGGGAUUGUUGUGGAUGAGAUCGAUGACUUGCUCAAUGAUCAUUACCCAGGUUUAAUGGAGUGGGAUGAAUACGGUCAGCCUAGAGUUCAGAGAUAUGCCAUGUGUCCAGAUUGUUAUGACUCAUCCCAUUCAUUACCUAAAGGUCUUGAUCAUUUCUCAGUAGAGCACUGUGCUAGGCUUAUCAUGUCAUCUGAUACUAUCACAUGUCCAAAAAAUUUAAAAAUACCUCUGGUGCAGUUAGUCCCAGAAUUACUCAUGCAUGAAAUUCCAAAAAAGUUUAUAAUAGACAUUUCAAAAUUAUCUGUGGAAGAGGACAAUCUGCUAGGUAUUGGUGUCGCAGGUAAAGUUCUUAAAGGACACUAUGGUGGCAUCGAUGUGGCAGUGAAAUUAUAUCAUGGAGCACCAUAUGCCAGCUUCCAAUUGAGUAGUCUAGACAGUAGUUAUCACACGGGAGGUGACAAAGCUGAAGAUCAGGCAGAACAAGAUGACAUUUACAAAAAUUAUUCUGCUUAUACCAUUGAUGUUGAUGAAGCUAAUAGUAUCAAAGCAUGGAGAGCUUUUAUGGAGAUGAGACAAGAAGUGCUGGUUACCAGUAAACUAAACUAUCCAUAUAUUGUUUCCUUUCUUGGUAUAUCAAUCAGACCAAGUCUGUUGAUGUGUCUUGAGUUUGCUCCCCUGGGUAACUUCAGGACAAGUAUUGAUAAGGCCAUAGUAAACAGGGAACCAUUCAACAAAUACAGAGACAAGGAUAAAAUCUUCCCUGCUGUGUUUGAAAAAGAAGUUACAUAUAAAAUGUUGUUUCAGAUUGCAAGUGGCCUUGGUUACCUACACAAACAUGGAAUUAUAUACAGGGAUUUAAAAUCUGACAAUAUAUUAGUUUUCUCCCUUGAAUUGAAUUCUCCUGUCAAUGUUAAACUGUCUGACUAUGGUAUAUCUAGAUUUUGUUCUUCUGGAGGUACGGUUGGACUAGUAGGAACACCAGGGUACCAGGCACCAGAAAUAAUUGAGGGGCAAGCUUAUGAUGAAAAGGUGGACAUAUUUUCCUUUUCCAUGGUGAUAUAUGAAGCGUUGUCAGGAAGGAGACCAUUUGAAGAAUACAAAAACCUUGCACAAAUUUCUACAGCAAUGAAAACUCAGUCAAAAAGACCAUGUCUAAAGGAUUACAAUGUUGACCCAGGAUUCCCAUCUGUAGAGCAAUUAAUGAGAGAUUGUUGGACCAGGUCAGCUGACAAAAGGCCUUCCGCUGAAGAUAUUGUUUCAGAUUUGUGGAUGAGAUCCAUUCAGUUUAUUUCAUUAAAGAAGACUUUUAAAUUACCAUGUUUACUGAAGGAUGGACCAAUUGACUGCAUGUCAUUCACUUCUGAUUCUAGAAAAGCGGAAACUAUAUGGUUGUGGGAAGGAUGUGAAGAUGGUAGAAAGUAUACUACACUUGAUAAAUAUACUACAAAAGAUAAUAAUGGUUGUGUUCCACCAGGUGAUAGUCUACCAGGCAGCAGAGUGACCUGUAUGUGUCAGGUAGACAAAGAUAUCUGGAUAGGUACUGAGGGCUAUAAGAUUGAGACAUACAGUCAUCAGUGCUUUGUCAAGAAGGAGAAGAAACCUUUAUGUACUUUUGCAACACCUUAUGCCAUAGCAACAAGUAUUCAGUUCAUAAAACAAGACUCACAGGAGGACAAAAAAGUGUAUGUUACCCUUGAUACAGGAAAAGUGAUGGUGUUUGAACCAGUUAAUAAGACUGUAACAAUACGAAAUCUCCGUGGACAAACACACACAAGUGAAGCUCUGUGUGGAUGGAGGACUACAAAAACAUUGACAAUUGGAAAUUCUCCAGCUACAUGUAUGGCUUACAUUCCACCAAGUGGACAAUCAAGAAAUGAGAUAUGGAUUGGUUGUGGUGGCAGUAUAUGUGUUGUUAGUAAUUCCACUUGUAUGGUGGAGGACCACGUACCUGUCCAAAGACUGGUUAAAAAUGCAGCAUUACAUACGACCAGAAUGGUUAAAUCACUUGUCUAUUAUGAUGAUAGAGUGUGGUGUUUGAUAAAUGAUAGUGCUAUUGUAAUUGAAUUUGACGUAGACCUAAGAUUACCGACAUACAUUUUUGUCAUGGACGAUUAUUCCCCUACUGGAUUUGUAGUUUCUGAAUAUAUAUCUGGCAUUAGCUUGACCGGAAGUUCUGAGUCUAUAGAUAUGGUAUCAUCAGUAUUAAAGUCAGUGGAUAGUUGUGGAAGUAAGAGACCUAAUGCAGGUUACUUCAAUCUAAAUGCAAAUUUUAAUGACGUUCAGGAUGAAAAUAAUAGUGAUCAAGGUGAAAAAACUAUGGAAUCAGGAGACUUUGAAAAUGACAACGAACUUAAUGAGUGCACAUGGAUUGUAUCUGAUGAUAAAGCUGACAAAAGUGAACCACCACCAAUACCAAGAAGAACACCAACUAUCAAAGCCGACCCUGUUAAACUGGGUGAAACACCACCACCAGUGCCACUGCGACCUCAUCGUAAACCACCUAUCAUCCCACCACGAAGUCCAAGACCAGGAUCUCGAUCAUCAAGCUGUAGUAGCUUGCCAAAGACUGAUGUCAGACCAAAAAUUCGAGUAUCAUCUUCUUUGUCUGGUGGAAGUCACCAAGAAAUAGAUGAGUGCAUAAAAGUAUGCUCUAUUGUAAAUGUUGGUGACACUUUGUGGGUUGGUCGUAACUAUGGUGAUAUACUAAUUGUUAAUAUAGGUCAGAGAAAUUCAUAUCAGUAUGGUGAGGUGAUCACAGUUUUGAAAGUGACGCCAUCGGCACACAUGGGAAACGAUGUUGAGGUAUUGUUAUCAACUGGAAGUUCUGUGAUAUCAUUAAGUAAAACUGGUGACAGUAAAAAGGGAGAAGUCAUUUCCUGGGAACCAUAUAACAGUACAGAUAUCAAAAGAAUUCAAAACUAUUGGUCAAUGAAAAGGAAUUCCAAAGAUAUAUCACAAGAAACUGAAAUUAAAGACAUUGGAAAAUUUUAAGGCCAAACAAAAAAGUAUAUGUGUUUAAGAUCUCCUCUUUUAGAAAAAAAAUGAAAUUGGAAAUUCCUGAGACCAAACUGAAAAGUAGUGUGUUAAGUGUCUCCUCUUUUUGUAAAAUAGGGUAAAAAGGUAGCACUUUGUUUUCCAUUUUACUUAUUUAUUAAACCUGGAUCUUGUCAACAUUCACUACAGAAGUGUUGAUACAGACUAUCAUGUACCGGUAGACAUUUUGAGUAGGGAACCAUUCACCAUAUUUAAAAAAAUUGUUCUUAUUAGCUACAUAAUGUCACAGGCAUAGGAGCUUGGUCAAUUGACCCUCUCCCACUGUUUUGGAAAGAAAAAAUAUUGAAAAUAAAAAAAAAAUGACAUAGGACACUGACUAACCUUUACACUUUAUACAGUCAAUAGAAAAGCUUUAUUCUUUUUUGCUUUUUUGCUUGUUACUUUCAGCUGUGCAACAAAGAGGUAGAUAUGGUGAAGGUUUCAAGCCUCAAUAAAAAAUGUAAUACAAAUUUGGGUUGUUGGAUUUUCUUUUAUCUGAAUUGUUUGUUAAAAGCUUUUUUAAAAAGAGUUCUCAUUUCUGUAUUGGGUAUACACCAAUCAGCAUCAAAUUAACUAAAAAAAAUCUGUACGUUGACCUCUAGAUGUCUUUUCUAGGCAUUUGUUUUAUUAGGUUGCUAUUUUCUUGCCAAAUACCCAAAUCCUGUUGUUAUAUUAGUUGGUUACCGUUCAGCGAUCAACUAUAGAGAUGUACCAAUCUUGUAUGGCAAAUAUUUUUGUAACCUUGAAUCCAUAAAAACUACAAAAAGAUGUAUAUAUUCCAUGAUUUUGCAGAACUUUUUUUUUUUAGCAAUACUUGAAAAAGUCUUUUUUGUUUGAUGGUACACAUAUCCCAUCUUUUAUUCAUACUUGUUAUCUGCUACUCAUUUGUAGAAGUUCAGAUUGGGUAGUAGACUGGAAAUUUAUUAACUUUAUUCUUUGAAUUAUUAGGUUUUAAAAGUGCCAAUCUGCCUAAGAAUCAGACAGUGGUGAAAACCUUAAAAACAAAAACAUGCUCAAAUUUACAUUGAUUAAGUUCAAAAAUUAUAAUGGUGCACGAAUAUAACAUUUGUUUCCUUUUCCUGUUCUGGUAUUUCAAGAUAUGAUUUGGUUGAAAUGCAUUAGAAAUUAACAAUUAAGGGGAGCUUACUCUGUAAUUUGCAAUCAAUCUAAUCAAAAGUUAUCUCGAGAUUUCUCAAACUACAAGACACGCAGAAACCAAACACCUACCAUUUCUAACUAAGGAUGAGGUUAACUUCAAUAUAAGAUAGUUAGGUCGGCAGGUUUUUUCGGCCAUGUUUUGAAAUUCUUCUAAAUUGCCUGAUUCUUAUAUUACAGACGAGCACUUUAAAAAGAGAAAGAAAUGAGAAUCCCUAAAAUUAAUUAAAUUUAUUAACUAGAGGCUAUACCAAAAUGAAACAUAUAAAGGAGGUGAGGAAGGCUCUAAAGAUUGCAACCUGGUGAACCAUAAAAUUUUAAAUGGAAAAUUUAAUGCUUUAUUGUGUGAAUUUUUUCAACAUCCAACUUCCUCUAUAUUAUUAAAGAGUGCUAUGGGUUUUGUUCAAUAUUGAAGGCUAGACAGUGACAUGUAAUUAUUCACAUCUUUGUCCUUUGUCUUUAUAAUGGAUAGUUGUCUCAUUGGCAAUCAUACCACAUUUUCUUAUUUUUUUUUAUCACUUUAUUUAGUUUAAGAGGUUUGAUUGAAAAGCAACAUUAUAUUUUACGCAGUGAAUAAUUAGUAAAUUUAAAUAGAAUACCAAAACUGCUGAAUUAAAGUCUGCAUUAUUGUUGUAAUUAUUAAACACUUGAUAUUCAUGAAAUUUCUUGACCUGCUGCCAAUUAAAAGCAAUUAUAUUGUGAGCUUUAUUUAUAGUUAUGUUCAUCUGUUCUUAUCGCUUGUACAUUUAUAAAAGCAUAAUGCAUUCAUUUUUGAAUUCUUAUGAAUAGCACCAGUAACUGUAUCAUGUAUAUCCUGUAUAUAUUUUAUACAUUCAGUUCUUCAUGUCAACAUGUGUAAACUGCCACAUUUCUUUUUGAUCAUAAACUUAAAUUAUUAGUUAAAAUUAUUAUAAUUUCCUUCUACAUUUUCUAAUAUUUACAAAGAACAUUUUAUCAGUAUCUUGAUAGACAAAAAUAGCAUUAAGAACCAACCUGGCAAAACCUUCAUUGGUAGUCUAGGUCAUUAAACACCCUUGUUGUAGAAAUAGUAGUAUCAACAACUGUAUAUGUCUGAUGUGCAGCUAUAAGUAUGCACAUUAUGACUUCUAGAUGAUUUAUUGAAAAAUGAAGAAGUGUAUAUUUGCUGCAAUCAUUGUGUAGUUCACUUGAUAUUAUUUAAUGUCAACUUUCAAAUUUUCUCUUUAUCUAAUUUUGCUAACUAUAUAGCAUUAUAAAAAAAAUUGCAAAGUUUGUUUUUUUACAGGUCCUUUUCAGUUUCUUCCAGUAAAGUUCAGGGGAACCUCUGUAGUAUUUCAAAAAUAUACAUCAGAGUCGGCGCAAAACUAAGUUUUACAUAAGAGGCCAGGAGCAAAAGUGUUUAAAGAAAAUUCUUCCUAAAAUAUUAUUGGAAAAUUUAAAACAAUAUUAAAUCAGCCUUGUUAUCAUUGCUAUAAAAUGUCUUUUUUAUUGAGUCACUGUUGUUAAAUGUUUAGUCAAGGUCACAUACUCCCCAGUCCCAUCUUCUCUUUUAGAUUAAUCUUAUUAUAGAGUAUUGAAAUGUAUCAUAAAAUCCAUCGUCCCUCCCCCUAUUCUUUAAAAUUUUAUUUAUUGUUGCAAUAUUAUAAACCAUAGUCCAGACAUAUUUUUAGAUAUAUAUUUCCAUGACUCUUUCAUAUAGCAUAUAUAGCGAAAAUAUAUAUUUUUUAAUCAAUUGCAAUUACAUUGACAAUUUUUAUAUGUGGCUGGCUGAAUUGUUUGGUGCUAAAAUAUAACAAUUGUUAAAGUCUUAUUUUUUAUCAAAUGUUUUGAUAGUUUGUUAUUAAAUAUAGUUUAAUGGAAUAUUUAUUAGUUACCAAUCCAGAUAUUGUUGACAAUUGAUGUAUUGCAUUGUGAUUAUCAUUUAUGUAAUAAUAAACUGUUAUUUGUUUAAAAUAAACAUUGUUAGAUGAA